This is a messenger RNA of Anopheles coustani, 707 nucleotides long. It is a transcript of the gene ATPsynD, whose product is annotated as ATP synthase subunit d, mitochondrial. Bases 79 to 597 code for a protein of 172 amino acids. The record is from RefSeq and is a predicted model, not a curated record. Lineage: Eukaryota; Metazoa; Arthropoda; Insecta; Diptera; Culicidae. The transcript has 3 exons. Gene Ontology annotation, molecular function: proton transmembrane transporter activity. Gene Ontology annotation, biological process: proton motive force-driven ATP synthesis.
AAUUUUAUUCUCACUUUGUCCACGGAGAAUCGAGGAAGAUAUUUUUCCGGAGUUCUAGCAUAUUUUGGAAUUACAACGAUGGCUUCUCGUCGCAUCGCGCAAUCGAGCAUCAACUGGGCUGCUCUGGCCGAGCGGGUGCCACCGAACCAGAAGGCCAACCUCGCCGCCUUCAAGACGAAGAGCGACAAAUACUUGCGCAGUGUCGUGGCCAACCCAGAGACGGCACCGAAAAUCGAUUGGGCCUUCUACCAGAAGAAUGUUCCCGUUGCGGGCAUGGUUGACAAAUUCCAAAAGGCGUACGAAGCCCUGCAGAUCCCCUAUCCUCCGGAUAACGUAACCAAGCUUGUCGAAGCACAGGAGAAGGAGGUUCAGCAGGAGAUUGCCAAGUUCGUCAAGGAAUCCGAGGCGCGCAUUGCCGAGCACCAGGCACAGAUUGCUACGCUGAAGAGCCUGUUGCCGUUCGACCAGAUGACAAUGGAAGACUUCCGUGACUCUUUCCCUGAGCAAGCUCUGGAUCCGAUCAAUCGCCCGACCUUCUGGCCCCAUACUCCGGAGGAGCAGGAGCCUGGUGCACCGAACGCUGAGCCGCACCAUUAAAGACCUUUCGCCAUUGCCACGAUUGCAGUGUUUUUCAGCGACACCACGAAUCGGUGAAACCGGCGUAGCUCCGGCAUAGAAAUAAAGCAGUCUGCAGAUUACUAACUCCA